AUGCAGAAUGUAUGAGACAAGAAGAGAGGAGGGAGAAGUCGAGUCCGAGCUGAGCAGCUGCAGUUUUGUGUGUGUCUGCUUCUGUGAGGAUUUUUAGAUCCAUAACGUCACAUGGCAGACUUACAUCUUCGUGCCAUGGGACAAUAAAUUCCUCUGCUGCUAGACUGCAUCAGGAGUCAGCUGACUGAGGGGGGAAAAGAAGAGAGGAAGAGCGGUGAGGAGGAGGUAGAGCAAAGGAGGUUCCACGAGGCUCUUGAAGUAGCAGGAAGGGGGCUGGGCUUCUCUGACAAUGCUUCACGCCAAUAAGGACUUUCGCAAUGCUAACUUUGACCUGUGGACUGUGCAGUGUUUAGCACUGGCUGCUUGCAGGAGGACACAAGCUGCAUGGUGACUUUUUUGUUUGUUUUGUUUUGAGCCAAUUCAUCAGCAGAGGCAACUGACAUGCAGCGUGCACCGGAGGAGUGGAGGGAAGGAGCAGGGGAUGAGACAGUAGUCAAGAGGAGGAAGGGGGAUUCAGAAGACAUGAAGGGAGAGUGGAGGAAGAACGCAGGAGGCACAGGUGUGGAAGAGGUGGAGAAAGAGACGCUUAUGAUGGAGCUGACGAGGAUGGUGCAGAAGAUGGUGAAAGAGAGCAGCUGGUGGGAGAGGAGGGGGAUCGAUUGCAGCAUCCUGGCAGCAGCAUUCCUCUGUCUGCCUCCCGCCUUCCUGCUGCUGUCCUCCUCUCAGAUCCUGUGGUUUUCGGCGGGCAUGCUGCUGAUGGGCGUCGCUCACGGUGUCAUCACCAUCAAAGGAACACAUCUGGCCAGCCACGGGGCGCUGAGCGAGUCCCAGGCCUGGGGGAAGGUCUGGGCCGUCUUCUUCAUCGAGAUCUGUGGUUCGUUCUCAGCGCGAGCCGGCGUGCAGGGACACAUUAAGAUGCAUCAUGCUCAUACUAAUGUCAUUGGACUGGGUGACUCCAGCGUAUGGAAGGUCCCCUUCCUGCCUCGUUUUGUCUACCUGUUCUUAGCCCCCCUGGCCGUGCCCAUCAUCACUCCUCUUGUUGCACUCGCUCACCUCAAAGGACACUCUCUGGCCCACAUCGUCAGGACCAUCCUGAUGGUUGCGCUGGGCCUGUACUCACAGUACUGGCUGCUGAUCCACGUCUCCGGGUUCAUGUCCCCCCUCAGCACCUUGCUCUGUAUGCUCAUCUGCAGAGCCAUGUUCUCUGUGCCGUACAUCCAUGUCAACAUUUUCCAGCACAUUGGCCUCCCCAUGUUCUCCCCGACCGGCCGACCGAAGAGGAUCUACCAGAUGACCCACGGCGUCCUGAACCUGCCCCGCAACCCUGUGCUGGACUGGAUCUUUGGACACUCGCUUAUCAACUGCCACGUGGAGCAUCAUCUCUUCCCCUUCCUGUCUGAUAACAUGUGUUUAAAGGUGAAGCCCGUCGUGUCCAAGUAUCUGACUGAAAAACAGCUUCCAUACCAGGAGGACAGCUACCUCUCUCGUCUCAACCUCUUCUUCCACAAAUACCAGGAGCUGAUGGUAUUUGCUCCUCCGAUCACAGAGCUGGUGGGCGUGCAGUGAUGACGAUGAACUCUUCAGAAUAGUGACUGCUGCUGCUCAAAAAGCACAAGCUUCGGUGUUUUAAGUACAUUUCUGCCACCAUGUUACGACCUCCUUGAUCCAGGUUUGACCUGCUUCUGACGUACAUGACAGAGUCUGAAUCAACACGACACUGACACAGUGAAGAUUUAUGUUCAAUUAACACGACGUCUUCAUGAUUGAUUUUUUAAAAAUGAUUGUAUUAACUGAACAAAUAGCACAAAGACAAGUCAUUCAAACAAAAGCUUGGUUAGGUUUAAUGAGUUCUGCUUUACAGGUCACAGACAAACUGACCUGGGGUCUGUCUCACGAAGCCAAUUCAAUCCAUCUUGGCUCUGUCCUGGAUAACUGGUUUCACAGAGACUCAGAAGAUCAUAUUUAAUGAGACAUUAGUGCAGAGUGAGCAGUGGGUUUUUAUUUUAACAAUAUACAGCGUGCAUUGUGCUGCAGAGAAGAUUUGUCCCUCCUCUCUGUCCGUCCAGCUGCUGGCGUCCUGUCCCGACUGGGAACUUUAUUCACUGGAGCAGUAAGAAAAGAAAUCAAAUAUUCAUUCAGGUAAAAGUUACAGACAUUAAGCACAAUGGCAGAAAACCAGCAACAGAAAAAGAGAAAAAGAAUCAAAACAUGCUAUAAAUUGCCAUACGUUUACAGUAUCUUAUAAGCUUUAAUAAAUCUUUUAUAAUUUGUCAAAUCUGAACAAAUCCUGCUCUUUCCUAGUUGCCAUGGUAACGGACACCUGAUCAGUGAGACAGGCCCCUGCUCUCCUGUACAUAAUGAUGAUGUUUUUGUUUUUAUCAAUGCAAGUGUUUAAUUUGCUGUGUCCUCACCUCAGAAGCUCGUUCUCAUCCAUCCACUACUUGAGGACACAGACGUGUCUCAGUGUGUGUUUUUUUUAUAUGAUAAUAAUUGUAAAUCAUCCACGUUGUUUUCUUGCCUUUAUAACUCAAAUAAUCCAUUAUCCUAACGUCUGCCUCAUUAAGUUGUUCUCUGAUUGACAUUUGUGAUUGAAUAAAUGACUGUGUAUUUAUACACCUAAAAUAAAACUAUCCAUAAUUUCUUUAAAUGCUCCUACUCACACAUUUCAGAAUAAAAGUGAUUUUUUGACAUAAAAAUACUUAUAUACUAUAAGUAAUAGGGAUGUAAUGCAUCGCGAGACAGUUAAAAAUCGACACAAAUCGGCUGAGAUGAAAAAUGAAUCGCGAUGCCCUUUUUAAACAGCAGAGGGCGUAAUCUACUUUUGAUUUCAUGUGUUGGACGUCAUACGUCACUAGGUGUUAGACGUCGUACGUCACUGUCAGGUAUUGGUUCAGACGGAACGAGAGACAUGGCGGCGGUGGUAAGUUGGCACCGCCCUCUGCUGAUAUAAAAGGCAUCGCGAUUCAUUUUUCAUCUCAGCCGUUUUGCAUCGAUUUUUAACUGUCUUGCGAUGCAUCGUUACAUCCCUAAUAAGUAAUAAAUAAUAACUAUAAUAAACUAUAAGAAUAAAUACUAUAA
Seriola aureovittata is the source of this 3078-nucleotide messenger RNA. RefSeq names its product fatty acid desaturase 6 (gene fads6). Gene Ontology annotation, biological process: lipid metabolic process. The transcript is spliced from 6 exons. Lineage: Eukaryota; Metazoa; Chordata; Actinopteri; Carangiformes; Carangidae. Gene Ontology annotation, molecular function: oxidoreductase activity, acting on paired donors, with oxidation of a pair of donors resulting in the reduction of molecular oxygen to two molecules of water. The coding region runs from base 442 to 1566 and encodes 374 amino acids. The record is from RefSeq and is a predicted model, not a curated record. Gene Ontology annotation, cellular component: membrane.